AUGUUCUGUGCACCUGGAGCUAGCAGGCUCGAAGGCUGCCCGCAGCUGGACCCGGCCCCAGCCCCUGUCUGGUGGGGCCAGGGAUGUCCGGAGCUCAUUAAAUCCGCCAGCACCGCCGACGAGAAAGGGCCGGUGCCGGAGCCCAGGAGUCGCACCAUGAGGUUUCCCCAGGGCUGUGCCUGUGACCAUGAUCGUAACCACGCCACCCGCCGCCGUCAGCCCUCCCUCCGCGCCCUCCUGCCGCUGCUGCUGCUCCUAUUGCUGCCGCGGGCCACCGCCGCACUACUGCCCGCAGCCGACUCCUCGGGGGAGGCCGAGCUGGAGGAGGCGGCGGGGCGGCGGUCGGCGCUGCCCGACUGCGAGCGGCUGGCGCGGCUGCUGCACGCCCGGGCCGCACAGCUGCAGGAGGAGAUGUGCGAGAAGUUUACCGUCUGCGAGAAUAGCAUGGAAAUCCUCAUCCAGAACAAUCUCAACCUCCCCAGGGUGACGGAGGAGGAUGGGUGUCUGCUCACCGGCUUCAAUGAGGAUAAAUGCUUGAGGAAAAUCUCCAGUGGGCUUUAUACAUUUCAGACAUAUCUUCAAUUCAUACAAGAAACUUUUAUUAGUGAAAAGCAGAACAUUGAAUCACUGUGCUAUACUACAGAGCACCUGGCACAUACUGUAAAGCAGAUGGUGAUGAAUCCUGAUGAAAUUAUCAUCCCAGACUUGGCUACUCAGGCAUCCCUCCAGGCAAAGCUGAAGUCUAAUAAGACCUGGAUAGAGAAAAUCACCACCCACCUCAUCCUCCGAGGCUUUACUUCAUUUAUGGAGAAAACCGUGAGGGCUGUUCGCUAUUUGAAAAACACCAGGAGUUCCAGUGUCUGA
Molecule: messenger RNA, 864 nt
Organism: Melopsittacus undulatus (budgerigar)
Lineage: Eukaryota; Metazoa; Chordata; Aves; Psittaciformes; Psittaculidae
Gene: IL6
Product: interleukin 6
Exons: 5
Coding region: 1-864 (287 amino acids)
Biological process (GO): T-helper 17 cell lineage commitment; positive regulation of receptor signaling pathway via JAK-STAT; immune response
Cellular component (GO): extracellular region; interleukin-6 receptor complex
Molecular function (GO): interleukin-6 receptor binding; cytokine activity
Source: RefSeq, a predicted model, not a curated record